AUGCUGAACGUUCCUCAGAGCCGUGCACGACAAACUUGGAUUGAAGAUCAUCGAAGAAUCGUUGGAAAGAAGAAGGACUUUAAUUCUUGGUCCGAAUGCAUCGCACAUAGAGCGAUCAUCUUCACGAGCAUAUGUAGGACGUUGGAUGAAGCUUAUUCUCAAGAACAGGCUGCAUCCCUUCAUGGGUUUAGCUCGGACCACAUUCAGACCUUAUCGAGGGUUUUAGAGGUUUGCCGAGAAUGCCGCCUGUCCCUUGUUCUGACCAUUGUCGGCUAUGAAACUUUCGAGAGCGUAGGAACAAAAGCAAUACUGUCAACGCUGUUGGACCAAGGCGUGAAAGCGUCUUAUGUGAAGACAUUAGCCAACUACUAUGAUCGAUGCACCACUGGAAUACGGCUUUUCCACCGUCUCUCACCAUACUUAUUGGGGAUGAGUAUGACAGGGAAAUACUAUAUCGCUAAAGCUGUUCACUGCUGCAUUGCAAUGAAUAAUGAAAUAAAUCACUUUCUUGGAGAGAAAGAAGCAUGUGUUGAUGGAAGAUUCCUCUUGAACCUUCGUUUUACUGACGACAUCGUUCUCUUUUCGCCAAGUACCAAUGAAGCAGAAAAGAUGCUCAAGCGACUGUACGAAGAGGAGAGGAUAGUAGGACUGCAAAUAAACAAAAAGAAGACACAGUUCAUCAAAAACGCCUACUGCGAGGACGGAGGAGUACAACUUGAAGGCUCCCAAAUCUUGGGAACUUCGUCAUACGUAUACCUCGGCCGUGCUAUGAAUAAGGAAAAAACUUGA
Messenger RNA from Necator americanus (New World hookworm), 789 nucleotides. RefSeq lists its product as uncharacterized. NCBI's taxonomy places the organism in Eukaryota, Metazoa, Nematoda, Chromadorea, Rhabditida, Ancylostomatidae. The record is from RefSeq and is a predicted model, not a curated record. The transcript is spliced from 2 exons. The coding region runs from base 1 to 789 and encodes 262 amino acids.